Daphnia pulex (common water flea) is the source of this 1037-nucleotide messenger RNA. RefSeq lists its product as uncharacterized. The coding region runs from base 111 to 761 and encodes 216 amino acids. NCBI's taxonomy places the organism in Eukaryota, Metazoa, Arthropoda, Branchiopoda, Diplostraca, Daphniidae. The transcript has 4 exons. The record is from RefSeq and is a predicted model, not a curated record.
CGACCAAACGGGACCAAAAGUUUAGUCAGUUUUUCACGAAACGUUCGGCUCGAUCGGUCAACUGAUUUCUUAUUUCUAGCCGGAAUUAUUUCAUUUAAAAGAAAAUAAUUAUGUCGAGCGGUUACCAAGCGCUGCUGAAGAGUCUGGACGAGACGGAACGUGACGUGUCACGCGGAUUGGGCCGCUCCGUCAAAAUCCGCAAGCCCAGAAAGUGUUGCUGCUGUUCCGGCGCCGCCAUGUGGACCUGCUUAGCCUUGGUCAUAGUGUGCGGAUUGGUCAUCAGCGUUGGCCUGCCCAUCCUGCUCACCGUUCCGGUCGAUUCCAGCUGGCACUGGAAACACUGGAUGCCCUGGGCUAAUAGAGUCAAUUCUUCCACUAACGACCAACAUCUUUUACUAGGCGCGGAAGGAGAGGACAGUAAUGGAACUGUCGUCUGGUCGGGUCUUGACCUUUCGUCAGAACCGGAAGCGGAUCUUGCUGUCAAUAAUAAUCAGACGACUACUUCGGUCAAAUUCAUCCACGACGCCAUAACUCACCUCCACCAGAUGAUGGAGUGGACGAGGGAGCAGUACGACAAGACGCCCAAAAUUCCGCUCAUUAUCGGCCUGUCGGCUUUGCUGUUGGUCAUCAUGACCAUCAUUUGGCUGGUCGUCUACAGGAAGAUCCGGCGUCGCCAGAGGCGUCGAACCAUUGGCAAACUGGUGACGGAUCUCCAAUCCGGCAAGACUUUACUCAACUCGGAUGACAGCGAAGAUGAAUAACGACGUCGAGGCGGGUGUUGACCGGGCAAAUGCCAUUUUCUCUAUUUGAUUUAGUUUUGAUUUUAGUUUUAUAUCCUAUAACAAAGUGAGGGGUGGGUGGGAAUAUUUCAUCUAGUCGAGUGUGUGAUUUAUCUUUUUUGCAUCAUUUUGCAUUGAAAUGUAUACACGCCAAUUUAUGAAUUUUAUUUUAUAAACUGUAAAAGCCUUUGGCCCAUCCAUUUCUCUUAUAUUAUGUCUCUGAAAUAUCUUAAAAAAAUACAAUUCAACUUUUUAAAA